Molecule: messenger RNA, 1014 nt
Organism: Paramuricea clavata
Lineage: Eukaryota; Metazoa; Cnidaria; Anthozoa; Malacalcyonacea; Plexauridae
Source: the annotation of a GenBank genome assembly
AUGGAAGUAAACGCUUUGAAAGGAGCGCCAGAUGAGCGAAUCCGGGAAGUACAAGCGGCUACCACACAGGACCAAUGUAUGCAGUCCCUGUUGAGCACUAUAAAAGAUGGUUGGCCAGAAAGCAAGAAGGAUGUACAAAAUGAUCUGAAGCCAUAUUUUGAUGUGCGAGACACAUUGAGCCAUCAAAAUGGAAUUAUCCUAAAGGGAGAAAGAAUAGUUAUCCCAGCAUCACUUCGUGACACCACAAAGAAACGAUUGCACUCUGCAUAUUUGGGAUACGAUAGUAUGAUGAGACGAGCCCGAGACAUCAUAUUUUGGCCCGGAAUGGCAACAGAAGUACGACAGCUAGCAGAGAACUGUGAGGCUUGCCAGCAAUACAAACCACAAAACCAGAAAGAGCCAUUAAAAGAGUACGAGGAAGGGCAAGUACCUUGGAAUAAGGUUGGAAUUGAACUUUUCGAGAUCAAGGGAAGAGAUUAUCUAGCCACGGUUGACUGUUUCUCGUGUUUCAUAGAAGUUGACCACCUAAGCACUGCCACAAGUAAACAGAUAAUCAUCAAAAUCAAAGGACAUUUUGCAAGAUAUGGCAUACCAAGUGAAUUGGUAACUGAUUGUGCAUUACGUGGUUCACAAUUUAUUUCCUGCGAGUUCAAGACCUUCACCAAACACUGGGGAAUUAAGCAUGUAACAUCGUCACCCCUCCAUCACCAAUCGAAUGGAAAAGCGGAAGCUGCGGUUAAAACUAUAAAGCUAAUGAUGAAGAAGUCACUGCGGGACAACGCUGAUCAAUAUGAGGCUUUACCCGAACUGAGAAACACGCCACGCCAGGGUACUGGACAAAGUCCAGCUAAAAUGAUGUUUGGUCGAGCAACACAAUCAUUCCUACCAGCCAUAUCGAACACAAAAUCAGAACGGGCGAGAAAUGCAACACAGAAGGGAGCCAAACACCGCCUUCUGGUUAAGCAAAGUUAUGACAAAGGCGCUCGAGACCUGAAACAACUGUCACCUGGUUAG